AUGUCGAAACGGUUGAAUGACAAGACACGAAGCGACAUGAGUGGCCAAGGAAGCACUGGAAAUGGGAGCGGUGAAAUGACUGCUGAACUGUGGGGUGAAGUGUACGACUUGUUGUGUUUAAAGAUGAAGACCGACGACGCGUACGCCAAGUUACGUGCGAAGGGCGACAACCUGAUGUGCGACCAGAUACGUUCAAAGAUGAGGAAGCUGACUGAACCCCAGAAAGGAACAUCGAAGAAGACGAUAAAGAAGAUCCAGAAGAAAAAGACGAGCAAACCCACAGCCGUUGUUGUCCCCACCGCAGCAGCAGCAACAACACCCAUCACCACCAUCACCACAGCCAGUCACAGCAACCACUGCAACAGCGACAACAGACACCCAAACGAGGGGGACAUCCUUUUUGAAACCUGCAAAAAGACGAUCACGGAAGAAAUUAUCUCUGAAGAUCUCUCCUCAAGAACAACUGUAAGUACCCUGCUCUUCUUUGUCUCAGUCAUUCUUGAUGUGAUGUUGAUGAUGAUGAUGAUGAUGAUGGCGAUGUUGAUGAUGACUAUACCUAUGCCUAUGAUGAAUGGACUCUGUCCUUUGAUUGACAGGACCCCUGAUGUCAGUUCAGCCCAGACCGUGCUAGAACAGUGGUGGGAACAAACCCCUCGGGAACCCACCUAUUCACCGAAUGCCCCUGUGACGAUUGCGACGGAUGACCUCGAUGAUCAUGAAGCGCUCAAGCUGGCCACUCUCCCUUCCAUGGAUCUGGACACGCUCCCCCUGCUUGAGGCUUCUUGGUCACCAGCAUCACCGGAAGAUGUUCAUGUCUACUCCUCAGGGAGGCCAUAGACUGUACGUGUUGAACGGAUGGACCUCUCACAUGGUUGAGGGAGGACCACCUCUUAUGGGAUUGAAGACAGAAGAGCUUGAAGAUGGAAGAGGAAAACGUUGUCGCGUUAUUGUUGUUGUUGUUGUUGUUGUAGGGACAUGCAAAGCACUCCCUCCUCCAUUGACUUUUCGUAUUUCCAUUGUAUCUGGUUGUGAUUGUUUUUUUCAUUAUUAAACAGUGAUUGAUUGAACUGACUCUUUGUGUCUUGAUUGAUCUCAACUCCAAUAGAGUGCCGAACCGAGGGUAGAGGUUGAGUUGAGAUGUCGUUUACGUCGUCUGUCC
Haliotis rufescens (red abalone) is the source of this 1159-nucleotide messenger RNA. RefSeq lists its product as uncharacterized. Bases 1 to 837 code for a protein of 278 amino acids. The transcript has 3 exons. NCBI's taxonomy places the organism in Eukaryota, Metazoa, Mollusca, Gastropoda, Lepetellida, Haliotidae. The record is from RefSeq and is a predicted model, not a curated record.